AUGGCAAGUGAUGUUUGUGGAAACUUGGAGGUGGCAAGCAGAAACUCCAAGCUUGAACUUGACAAUGAAGAUGUCAUAGAUGAGGAUAAGUUGGAAGAAGAGAUUGAGGGUGGAGCAGAAGUUGAUCCAGAUGUUCAAAUACUACAACAGGUGGAAACUUAUAUUUCAUGGAAGAGCUCCAGAUUGAAGACAAGAGUGAAAGAAGCAUUUGAACUCCUGACCAAAGUAUUCCAGCUGAUGGCACAGGCCUUAGAUGUUGUAUCCAUCCCAGCCACAUCACCUCAGAGGUAUCAUUUCAUUCUAAGCAAGGCAGAAAUGCAGAAUCUCCCAUCAAUGCUUGCUGGUUCCCAAGAAAGUAUGGACUACUUGAAACUUGCCUUUGGAGUAGAUCUCAUAUCAUGCCUUUCAACUCAGAGACCUGCAGUGGAACAGGAUGCCAAUGCAGUCCCUGCAUCCAAUAACCUCAUACUUGAUGCCAACCUGGCAACAAUCGGAAACCAGCAGGAUGGAGAACUUUGCAACGAAGCUAUCAUCCUUUCCAAGAUUUUCACUCACAGCUACAGCACAUCAGACGCUUUGCACCACCUCCCAUUCUGCAAGAAGCUGAAUGGAAAAUAUCAGCUUCAUCAGAAGGCUUUCCUUCACCAAAUACUUUCAAAAUAUCCAAAUGUUGUAGCAACUGAAGCUGAGCUACAAGAUGUCUGUAUUCGAAAGGACCAAUUUGGACCUAUCCUCCACAUUUUGGAACCUCGUGACGGCUAUGCUUGCAACCAAUGCGACUACGCUACCCAGAGCAAUAUGGCGAGCACAGACUUACUCCACAAACACUGGAAUGCCCAUCGUAAAGCGAAUCCUUCACUUCCUCUAUUUCGUCAAAAGGGUGCCACAGCACUCGAUCCACGAAAAUUUCGUCUAUGCAAGGUGCAGACGUUCAACACCAGAUCCACCUCCAGCCAUUGGCUAGUGGUCCCACCUUUGGCGAACCAGCCGACCACUUCCGUUGCAGUCCCGCAAAUUCCUGUUGGCGCCAUACUCGCUGCUGGAUUGGGCUGCAAUACUUAGCGAUCUCAACCGCGGUGAAGUUGUGCACCGAGGUAAAUUAAGGAUUGGUCGGGGGCGUC
Pisolithus orientalis is the source of this 1121-nucleotide messenger RNA. RefSeq lists its product as uncharacterized. The coding region runs from base 1 to 1062 and encodes 353 amino acids. The record is from RefSeq and is a predicted model, not a curated record. The transcript is spliced from 5 exons. Lineage: Eukaryota; Fungi; Basidiomycota; Agaricomycetes; Boletales; Pisolithaceae.